Messenger RNA from Purpureocillium lilacinum, 1758 nucleotides. RefSeq lists its product as uncharacterized. Lineage: Eukaryota; Fungi; Ascomycota; Sordariomycetes; Hypocreales; Ophiocordycipitaceae. Gene Ontology annotation, molecular function: transmembrane transporter activity. The record is from RefSeq and is a predicted model, not a curated record. Gene Ontology annotation, cellular component: plasma membrane. Gene Ontology annotation, biological process: transmembrane transport.
AUGGACCACUCCACAAACAUGGCGGAGAAGCACACCGAAAAGCCCCUUGAUGGGCUGUCAGCCAAAGAACUCAACUCUUCCAACACGAGCAACACAGAGCACACCAGCGUACACGAACCCGCUGUCGACGAGCAACAUCAAGAAGAACAAAAAGACGACGCCGCUGAUGCUUCAGCGGGAUGGGUCAUGGACACCUCCGACUUCCCCGGCCCGCGCGCCCUGACCGUCAUCAUGAUCGGCCUUUUCCUGGCGCUGUUCGCGGCGAACCUCGACACGACGAUUCUCGCGACCGCGAUCCCCUACAUCACAAACGAGUUCCACACCAUCAAGGACGUCAGCUGGUACGCCUCAGCCAUCAUGCUCGUGUCCGCGUCCUUCCAGUCGACCUGGGGCAAGAUCUUCAAGUACUUUCCCAAAAAGAUGAUGUUCCUCCUCUCCAUCUUCAUCUUCGAGGUGGGCAGCCUGAUUUGCGCCCUCGCCCCCAACAGCACGGCGCUCGUCGUGGGCCGCGCCAUCGCAGGCCUCGGCGCUUCGGGCGUCACGGCCGGUGUCUUUAUUCUCAUUGCGUUUUCGGCGCCGCCAAAGUACGUCCCAGCAUUCAUGGGCCUCGGGGGCGCGUGCUAUGCCGUGGCCUCUCUAGCUGGACCUCUCCUCGGGGGCGCCCUGACCCAGUCGGUAACCUGGCGAUGGUGCUUCUGGAUCAACUUGCCCAUCGGCGGCGUUACCGCUGCUGUCAUUAUUCUGUUUUACAAGACACCCAAGGCGGCGCAGCCAAUGCCGGCGACCAUGAAGGAAAAGUUCUUGCAAAUGGACCUUGGCGGGACCUUUUUGGUCAUGGCUGCGGUGGUUUGCUUCAUCCUCGCGUUCCAGUGGGGUGGCUCAUUCAAGCCUUGGUCUGACAGCACUGUCAUCGGAACCAUUGUCGGAUUCGUCCUCAUCUCAGCACUGUUCGUCGGCAACGAGAUUUUAAUGGGCGACCGCGCCAUUCUCGAGCCUCGGUUGAUGAAAAUGCGUCGCGUUUGGGCUAACUGCGCCCACGUCUUCUUCGUCUCGGGCGGAUUCUUCAUCCUCAUCUACUACCUCCCGAUCUUCUUCCAGUCCGUCCAAGGCGCGUCGCCGAUCGCAUCCGGCGUCCGAAAUUUGCCCAUCAACAUCGGUUGCUUCCUUAGCAUAGCGGCCGGCUUCGUCGUCUCUGUGUACGGCCGGACCUGGGCACCACUCAUGGCUAUCGGCGCUGCGAUUGCGACCGUUGGCGCCGGCCUCAUGUACACGUUCGGCCUCGACACUUCGGCAGGAAAGUACGUCGGAUAUCAGCUCAUCGCUGGCAUGGGUAUGGGCAUGACGCUUCAGAUCCCCUUGAUGGCCAACCAAGCAGCGGUGUCGCCCAUGGACAUUUCGUCCGUGUCUGCCAUCACUCUCUUCUUCCAGAUCAUCGGCGGUUCCUUCUCAGUUGCCUGUGCCCAAGCCGCCUUCGCCUCAACACUGGUGAAGAGGAUUGUCGUACGCGCCCCAACUGUUGAUCCCGAUACACUACUCCACCUUGGUGCCAGCCAGCUGCGUUCUGAGUUCUCAGGCGACGAGCUACAUGGUGUUCUCGAGGCGUACAUGGACGGAUUGAAGGUCUCGUUCGCCAUCGCCGUCGCUCUCCUAGGUGUGGGUUUCUUGUUCGCGUUUGUGCCUGAGUGGAACGACUUCCGCCCGGGUCAGCAGCAGGCGGCACCGGCGAACGACGAGAAGGACGCUUCGGAGAAUGCAUAA